CUUUCAGGUGUGAAUGGAGAAAAGGCCAUCAGGUCUCCAGUGUCCCUCAAACAUGGAGAGUUUUGCUGUUUUGGGGGGUUUGGUCCAGCAGAGGACGGCUCUCUGGAGCGCCUCAGCUCGGCGGACUUCGUGCUGCUCUCUCAGACGGUGGAGGGGUUCGUGCGGGACACGGAGGAUCUGAGCGGGCGGAGGAGCGCCUCGCUGCGGGGGGCGCUGCAGAGCCAGGCCAACCGCUUCGUGCACCGCUUCCACGAGGAGCGCAAGACCAAACUCAGCCUCCUCCUGGAUAACGAGCGCUGGAAGCAGGCGGAGGUUCCCGCUGAGUUCCAGGAUCUGGUGAACUCCAUCGCUGACGGAAGAAUAACUCUACCGGAGCGCAAAAUCCCAGGCACAGAGGACAGGAAGCCCACAGAGUUUCUGUUCGUCAACGGGCAGAAAUACGCCGUCGUCGGGACGGUGCUGCUGCUGAUCCGGAUCUUUCUGGAAUACUGUCAGUGUGUCAACGACAUCCCAUCCAUCGCCACCGACAUGCUGACCCGUCUGUCCGACCUCCUCAAGCACUUCAACUCUCGGAGCUGCCAGCUGGUUCUGGGAGCCGGAGCUCUGCAGGUCGUCGGCCUGAAGACCAUCACCACCAAAAACCUCG
Molecule: messenger RNA, 646 nt
Organism: Notothenia coriiceps (black rockcod)
Lineage: Eukaryota; Metazoa; Chordata; Actinopteri; Perciformes; Nototheniidae
Product: vacuolar protein sorting-associated protein 54-like
Exons: 6
Biological process (GO): Golgi to vacuole transport; retrograde transport, endosome to Golgi
Cellular component (GO): GARP complex
Molecular function (GO): syntaxin binding
Source: RefSeq, a predicted model, not a curated record